Messenger RNA from Aspergillus caelatus, 1470 nucleotides. RefSeq names its product methylenetetrahydrofolate dehydrogenase (NAD(+)). The coding region runs from base 246 to 1250 and encodes 334 amino acids. Lineage: Eukaryota; Fungi; Ascomycota; Eurotiomycetes; Eurotiales; Aspergillaceae. Gene Ontology annotation, biological process: purine nucleobase biosynthetic process. The transcript has 4 exons. Gene Ontology annotation, molecular function: methylenetetrahydrofolate dehydrogenase (NADP+) activity; methylenetetrahydrofolate dehydrogenase (NAD+) activity. Gene Ontology annotation, cellular component: cytosol. The record is from RefSeq and is a predicted model, not a curated record.
GCUGAUCCGCAGCUACUAAAUGCCAAAUUGAUUUAGGCUCGUACAUGACUAGGAGGGGCUGUCUAAGUUACAUCUACCUCUCCAUCCAUGGUGACUCAGUGGGCCGAAAGCGGCCUUCUUUAUCGAUAAGCGAGCAGUCUUUUCCGUCCAAAAAAUUUCUCCAUACCCCUCCGCAAAAGUCCACUUGACGCAUAGUUUUGACAAUAUUCUCGAUCUGUUCAAUAGCCAAUUCCAUUGUUGCACAAAUGGCUACCUCUCGCGAUGCAGCGCCGGCCACCUGUAAGGUUGUGCUCUCUAAGAAUGUCGUUUCUAGCCUCCUUUCUGAGGUUCAGGAAGGAGUGAAGACGCUGGAGAGGCCCCCUCACCUGGUGGGAUUCUUGGCCAACAAUGAUCCUGCGGCACUCAUGUAUGCCCAAUGGACUGAAAAGACCUGCGAAGAAAAUGGCUUCCGCUAUUCUCUCCGUCAGGUCGACCGCGAAGACCUCGAGGAGGCUAUCCUAGCUGCCAAUGUCGACUCUGACGUUGACGGCAUCAUUGUAUACUACCCCAUUUUCAACAACCGGCAAGACCAGUAUUUGCAGCAGCUUGUCGAUGUAUCCAAGGAUGUAGAGGGUCUAAGCCAUCGCUACAUCUUCAACAUGUACCAGAACAUCCGAUUCCUCGACCCAGAGACCAAGCGACAGAAAUGUAUACUCCCUUGCACACCGCUCGCCAUUAUCAAGAUCCUGGAAUACCUCAAAGUCUACAAUACGAUUUUGCCCUAUGGCAACCGUCUUUUCGGACACACUAUCUGUGUAGUGAACCGGUCGGAGGUUGUCGGUCGGCCGCUGGCGGCGUUGCUGGCAAACGAUGGAGCCUGCGUCUACAGUGUGGAUGUGACUGGUAUCCAAAAGUUCACUAGAGGUGAAGGUAUCAAAAAGCGGAGACACGAGGUCCACGACUUGGAAGGCAAGACAUUGAAGGAUGUGGUGCCUUUGUGUGAUGUCGUCAUUUCCGGUGUCCCUGGGGACAAAUACAAGUUUGAUACCAGCCUUCUCAGAGAGGGUGCAGUGUGUCUCAACUUCUCGAGUGAGAAGAACUUCGGACCGGAGGUUAAGGAGAAAGCCUCUAUUUUUAUGCCUUCCACUGGAAAGGUGACAAUCGCCGUUCUGCUCAGAAACCUACUGAGACUUAUCCAGAAUCGGAGAUUGGAUGACGUGAAGCCUGCUGAAGCCACCGAGCGCCCAGGCACUCUGGAAGCUGCCACCUAAUAACCAAUGAUGCUUGUUCAAACAAUUGGGCCGGGAGAUGAUAUCAUAUCACUCAGCAUCCGUUCGGGUUAUAAGGCUUUUAUGCUUAUUAUCGUUUUUACCAUCCUUUCUUUAGACGAAUUACUAUAUAUAUCUUUUUUUUAGAAGUUGGGUUGUGCGCGGCCGUCAAGCCGACAAAAUGGACUCUGGCCAUAAAAUUAACCAGUAUCCUCUGCUUGUC